GUAAUUCUAAAUUAAGGUUACGCAGAGCCAAAUUUACCAAUAUUCAAAAUAGGCAGUUGAUUUGGGCCCCGGCUCAACGAAGGCCCCUAAAUUCAUAUAGACCUGGCAAUUUUUAGUAAGAUUUUUAAGAUGAAGAAUAAACCGCUUUUUUAAAAGUAAAAUAAAAAUAACAUUAUUUUACCUAAUAAAUUUAAAUAGCAAUUACGGUUUAAGAAAAAUUAAUAAGCAAAAAAUUCAAUAAUUAAUAAUAUUCAAAUUAUUCUCAAAUAAAUGCCCCUCCUCUGACUUUUGCUUAGGGCGCAUAAAAAUGUAAAUCCGGCCCUGACGUUACGUACUCUUUCUAAUUUUAGGUUUUUAUUAUCAAGGUUAAGCUGUAUAGAGGGAAUUUAAUUGCAUAAUAUUGUGCAUUCAGUUAAUACGUAAGUUAUGAACGGUGUUUAUAAUAAUAUAAAUUUUAACCGCCUAAAUCGAUAUUUUUAAAUAUAUAAAUAAUUACUUAAGUGCUUAAAAUUAACUAAAAUAAAACAAUCUAGGUAAUAAUUUUAUUCAAUCAAAUACAAUGGACAAAUACGGUAUAAAUGAAAGUGACAUAACAAGUUUGGUUCAAACAGUUCUGGAUCAAGAAAAUAUUAAAGAUGGAGAAAUUACAAUUAAAGGGACCACUGGAGCGGGUGAUGGCUAUACCGGCAUAGUAAUAUUUGUGGAUGCAAAUGGUACCAAGGAUGGUGAAAAAGUUACGUUAAAUCUGGCCGUAAAACACAGCACUACAGUUAAAUCGCAACGCGAUGUUAUGCCAAUCAAGGGGAUUUACAAAACAGAAUCUACUGUUUACGAAACCGUCAUCCCCAAGUACCAAAACUUUUUAAAAGAACACGAGUUACCGCUCCUGGAUAUAUUUGCAAAAUGGUAUAAAACUGAAAUAAAUGAAGCUGGUGAAACAAUAGUCUUUGAUAAUUUGAAGGUCCAAGGCUUUGAAAUGCAUGAUGUGAAAACCCCGAUGAACUUAAAUCAUUUAAGAUUGCUUUUGGAUAAAUAUGCUAGAUUUCAUGCAACAGGGUUUGCUUUUAAAAUAAAAAAUCCGGAUGAAUUUAAAAAAAUUGCAUCCAUACUCAACGAGCCCGUAUAUGAGUUAAAUAAGAUUUUAAUAGAGUAUUUUAAUACAUUUAAUGAACAUUUACAAACAACUUUAAAAUCAAUGAACGAAUUUGAAUUGGUUGGUAAAGUUAAGGAUAUUUUAUAUGAAGACUUGCUAUUGAAAUAUGCCCAUGAUAAGCAUUCCAUUGUGACCCAUGCUGAUUGUUGGAACAACAAUUUAAUAUUUAAAUAUAAAAAGGGUAAUACACAUGAACCAGAAGAAGUGAAACUUUUGGACUGGCAAGUAAGCUCUGUGGGCAGUCCCAUGAUCGAUUUAAUACAAAUAAUUUUCUUAGGAAUAUCUACAGAAGAUUUAAAAAACGUAGACGAUUUAAUUAAUUACUACUACCUGCAAUUUUCUGAUUAUCUAAACAGCCUGGGAUGUGACGUUCAAGAUGUGUAUCCAAAAGACGAAUUUAUGGAAGAUUGGCAUUCUUACGCAAAAUAUUCCACUUGUUAUGCCCCUACACUUUAUGCAAUGGCUGACAAAGAUAGAAUUGAAAUGGACCUAAGUGACUUGAAAAAUAUUAUCGAGGCAUUUGAACCUUCAAAGGAUGACCAAGUUAAAAGAAGAACAUUGGAGUUGGUGAAAUAUUUGGCCGACAAAAAAAUGAUAUGAAAUCAAAUGUACAAUAAUAUUAAUAAAAGUUUGUUAUUUAUAAAGAUUGGGCUUUCAAUUAACCCUUAAAUGCAUCGCGUAGCAAAUUUGCAACGCUUCGGGAACUUUUAUAGUAGACAUACUGUAUUACUUGUAUUGGCU
Molecule: messenger RNA, 1894 nt
Organism: Brassicogethes aeneus
Lineage: Eukaryota; Metazoa; Arthropoda; Insecta; Coleoptera; Nitidulidae
Source: the annotation of a GenBank genome assembly